This is a messenger RNA of Astrephomene gubernaculifera, 2130 nucleotides long. The record is from the annotation of a GenBank genome assembly. Lineage: Eukaryota; Viridiplantae; Chlorophyta; Chlorophyceae; Chlamydomonadales; Astrephomenaceae.
CAUACUUCCAAGUUCCCUCGCUGUCGCAUUGAACAGCACGGUUUCUGUGUGGCUUCCUCGACUAAGCCCCAAAUAGUUUUGCUGUAAGCAUUGCCCCGCCAGCCUGGGGCGGUGAAUGAGCCAGGCACCUUGGUAAAUACGGUCUACCAUAUAGAAUGGUGCAAUACAGCUUAAAGGCGCAUCCAUCCUGCGGCGCUGUCCCAACCACGCCUCAGUGCAGGAGGGCGAGGUUUUGCUCCCGGUUAGCAGCCGUUCGAUGCUUUAAGGAUAACUCAGAUGAAACAAGCGCUGGGCCGUUACGACUCAAUUUCAAACUACCCUACCGAGUAAACUUUGGGCAGUCGGUGGGGUUAGUGGGAUCUGGUGACACGCUGGGAAACUGGGACCCGAAGCGAAGAAUCCCAAUGAAAUGGACGGAUGGCGACUGGUGGAUUGCCGAGGUUAGCGUGGCCCCAGGGACACCAACGCUAGACCUCGAAUACAAGUACGUCAUCGUAAACGCGGAUGGGAACAUCUCCUACUGGAAGCCAGGCAACAACUACCGCGUCACGCUCCCACUCCAACCCACCAACGCGAAAGUGCUGAAGCGCGUCAAAGUCGCAGAUGCUUGGGACGAAUCCUUUAAGAAAAUAGACUUGGAGGAAGUUGAGUCGGUUCCAAGCGCCGCCAGCAGCAGCGGCAGCAGCUCCCCGCUCCAAGGUACUCUUCCAGGCCAGCUGGGACCGCAGCAGCUGGGGCAGCAGCAUGAACAGGGUCGACAGCAGCCCACAACAGCAGCAGCAGCCACCAGUCCACUCUCACCGCAGCUCCCGACAGCAACAGCGGCAGGUGCACCAGGGGACCAGCAAAGUGCUCCGAGCACCUCGCAGCCUGCCACGGAUGCAGCCUCCAUGGCCGCAAGCAACGGCAGCGGAGUGCAGGCGGCACCGCUGCCGCCAGCAGAGCAACCAACGACAAGCAACGGUGUCAUGCCAGCGGCAGGGACAACAUCAUCCUCAACCCAGCAGCACCCGCCACAGCAGCCACUUGUGGGACAGCAGCAGCAGCAGCUGCGGCAGGCGGAGGACGAGGGCGGUAGGGGGCCAGCCGGGCUGCAGGCCAGCACGCCACCGCCGCAGCCGCCGCGUGUAGGGCAGCUUGGCGGCGUGCCGCCUAGCUUUGCCGCCGCCACCUGCCUACCCUCCCUACACCCUGCGCUGAUGGCGGAGGAGGACAGGCUGCAGGAUGUGGUUCGGAGCUCCCUGGAGGACCUGCAGCAGCAGGUGGACAUGCACCAGCAGCUGAGGAAGCGGACUGACGACCCCGCUGCCCCCGAGGUCCUGGUGGCCGACCGCAUCGUGGCAGCGGCCAACAACCGAGUGGUUGCGUACAGCAAGGCGCUCAAGGCGGUGCAGGAGUUCAGCCGCCUGCCGCCCUCGCACAGCCUUCCCAAGGAGUCCUCGCCCAGUGAAAAGUCGGCAUAGGGUGUGCCUGCCUGCCUCACAGCUGGAGGACCCAGAGGCAUGGUACAGUUGCACGAUGUGGACACGCCGCUUGCUGCAGGGUUACGUUUCCGGCUGAAGGGGCCCGCAGCGUGCCUGAUGGUCGGUGUCGCAGUUGGCUGACGUGGUUUGGCAUGCGGGGCCGUGUGUGGGUAACGUUUGCCUUGCGGUGUGAUGGGUUCGUGGCAACAAAGCGUACUGCACGGUUCUGUGUAAUAACCCUUUCAUUCCAUGUAUAAGUGCUUGAAGCCCUGCUGAGUGUUACAGGGGAAGCGGUUUCUCCCAUGACAGCUGGGACCUUGUACCGUGCACGUGCUGCCACCCCAUGACUUUGCAAAGUGCAUUCGCACUCUGGGGCGGCUCAGGAUGGUGCGACGUUACUUGGGGCCUGAGGGGCCCCUGGUACUCAGGUACCAUGCUCAUGGUACAGCCAUUAGCACUUCUAAGGCGAUGUCUUGCCGAUGAGUUGUGUUAUGCAAUGUGCAUGUGCAGGCAGGGUGCACGAGUGGGAAGGCCCCAGGAAGGGACGAACGGGAAUAACUGCAUUAGCCACGUGCGCGUUACUGGAAUACUGCAACAAACGACAUGCUUGCAACAUUGUGAGGGCAACAUUACCAAGUGCUCCUGGAAUUGUAAGGCGGUUUGUUUA